Molecule: messenger RNA, 1704 nt
Organism: Salpingoeca rosetta
Lineage: Eukaryota; Choanoflagellata; Craspedida; Salpingoecidae
Exons: 1
Coding region: 30-1142 (370 amino acids)
Biological process (GO): glycolipid biosynthetic process
Cellular component (GO): membrane
Molecular function (GO): galactosylceramide sulfotransferase activity
Source: RefSeq, a predicted model, not a curated record
GGAGCUCCAGUUGAGCGCACCCGCCCUUGAUGAUGACGACGCUACCCCGCCUCGUCUUCGCCUUCACUGUUGCUCUCCCGUCGUUGGUGUUGCUGCUAGCUGCUGCCGCUGCUGCUGCUGGUGGCACUGAGCAACAAGCAGGAGGGAAGACGGAUGGCAACAACUCUGACCUGCGCUUUGUGUUUGUCAAGACACACAAGACAGGGUCAUCCACGUUGAUGGUGCUGUUGGGGCAGGCCCUGGAGAGGCGAGGCCUGUACCCGGCCUUUGGCGACGACGGCCAUGCCAUCUGCAGCACGUGCAUUGGGUGGCCCGACAGCUUUGUUGACCCGGAACGACAGCUGUACGGCGCAGACAAGCUCAACUUCUCCGCCUGCAUCUCGCACAUGCGGUUCACGGCGGCCUCCCAGGCCAUGGUGCAGCGGUUCCUCGGCGAAGACGUGCCCACCUUCUCGCUGCUGCGCGACCCGUUCAAGCGCCUCAUCAGCGCCCUGCGCUUCUUCCUGCCCAUUGAGCUAAGGGAGGCCGGCUUUGACCUCAGAUACAUGACCGACAGCGAAGUGAACAGGCUGUUUGACCUCAUGGGCAACCGCACCUUUGCGCGGACGCUCUCCACGACAACACGCGCGCAAACGAUGCUCAGCUACGCCUUUGACUUUGGCAUCACGGACAACCCCUUCCUGGAGCCGGCUGCAUUCGAGGAAGCCUUCAAUGCCGCACAGCGACGCAUCAGCCUGGUCCUGCUGACAGAGGAGUGGUACAUGUCCAUGGCCAUGCUGCGGCGGUACAUUGGGCUCGAGUUUGAGGACAUGGUGUGGAACGACCAGAAGCGGUGGCAUGCGCCCGUGCCCGACAUCUCAGAUGCAACAAAGGCACGCGCGCGCGAGGUGCUGUGGAUGGACUACAGGAUAUACGACCACUAUCGGACAGCGUUUAGCGCGCGCAUCACGCCCGUGCUUCAGUUGGAAGCGCAGGUGAUCCAGAGCACACAGGAGGCGUACGUGCGCCGAUGCCAAGCAGUGGUCUCCGCGUGCGUUCCACAAGAGGACGACUUGCCCUUUAUGCAUCGUCGCUACAAGGAGAAGAACGCAGCCAACGGGGUACCGUGUAAUGAGCACGUGCGCGGACGCUGGUGUGCGUAGUAUACACAGUAUGAGAGAGAGAGCUUGUGUGUGAGUGCAUGAAUGCAUGUCGGCGAGUGUGUUAUUUGCGUGAGAGUGCGUGUGUGUAUGCGUGCUUGCAUGUGUGCGUGUGAGAGUGCGUGCGUGUGUGCGUGUGAGAGAGUGUGUGUUUGUAUGUAUGUGUGCGUGAGAGUGCGUGCGUACGUGCGUGCGUGCUUUUCUCGGCUUUAAUCUUCGCGUGUUUUCGUGCAUGUAAUCGCAAUCUGUACACAUGUGUGCGUGUGUUACAUGUCGUCAUAUCUACGCGUGACCAUUGCCCUGCUGUGAGUUUAUUGCUGACUGCGCAUGCCAACACGCCACGGGUGUCUCGCCCUGCGCGACCCGUUACAUUGUUGGUGUUGUCCAUGAACUCAUUUUUCAUAUCAUUCCCGUUUUGUUACAUUUGACCCCAUGCUUCCCCUCCACCCUCAAACUCGGUCAGUCACACCUUUUGUAGUGUUGCAAUGGUGUGACAUGACGACAAGGGCAAGACAUCUUCCUGUAUUGAAUACUGCGACGACAAAGGCAAUUGUAACAUCAUGAC